Molecule: messenger RNA, 772 nt
Organism: Centropristis striata (black sea bass)
Lineage: Eukaryota; Metazoa; Chordata; Actinopteri; Perciformes; Serranidae
Product: Fc receptor-like protein 5
Exons: 4
Coding region: 71-772 (233 amino acids)
Biological process (GO): cell surface receptor signaling pathway
Molecular function (GO): transmembrane signaling receptor activity
Source: RefSeq, a predicted model, not a curated record
AACAGUGGUUUUAAGUUCUCUUAACCAACAAACAUUCAAAUUGUCCGAUGUCACAUCUCAGAGUGGUACGAUGGGGAAAACAUAUCUUCAGCAGCUCGUCUUUCUGAGCUCACUGCUGAUCUGCACCACAAACCAAGCCUCUCUGACUGUGAGUCCCAGCAGCUCUCAGAUGUUUAAAGGACAGUCUGUCUCUCUGAGCUGUGAGGAGGACGACAGCUCUGCUGGAUGGACUCUGAGGAGGAACACAACCAGAGAAACCAGGACUCAGUGUGGAGCUGAUUGGGGACAACCAGCUGGUUCAUCCUGUAACAUCAGCUACACUCUUAAAUCGUACAGUGGAGUUUACUGGUGUGAGUCCAGAGAGGGAGCAACCAGUAACACCAUCAACAUCACUGUCACUGAUGGUCCAGUGAUCCUGCAGAGUCCUGUCCUCCCUGUGAUGGAGGGACAUGAUGUCACUCUGCGCUGUAAAACAAAGAAUUCCCCCGUCCUCCCAGCUGAUUUCUAUAAAGAUGGCUCCUUCCUCAGGACUGAGCCUGAAGGUCACAUGACCAUCCACCAUGUUUCCAGGUCUGAUGAAGGUCUCUACAAGUGUAACAUCAGCAGUGUUGGAGAGUCUGAACCCAGCUGGGUCACUGUCACAGGUGAGGAGGGAAAAGAUACACACAACUGCUACAAAGAUACAGACAAAUUCUGCAAAGAGAAACCAAAUACCCACAAAGAUACACAAAAUGACUGCAAAGAUAUGCACAACUGCUAUAUAGAUACAUAA